This is a messenger RNA of Necator americanus (New World hookworm), 456 nucleotides long. RefSeq lists its product as uncharacterized. The transcript has a single exon. The coding region runs from base 1 to 456 and encodes 151 amino acids. The record is from RefSeq and is a predicted model, not a curated record. NCBI's taxonomy places the organism in Eukaryota, Metazoa, Nematoda, Chromadorea, Rhabditida, Ancylostomatidae.
AUGUCACAAAUCAGGUUCACUCACACGCAAGCCCGACUGAAGCUGAAAUGCACGGUUUCGUGUGGCAUCAGAGGAACAAUCUUCGAGAUCACUCGAAUCCUGCAGUGGGUCCGCACGAUCCACGAGACAGUGAAGAGAAUCAUCGACGGAGAAAGUACUGUCCACGACGAAAUUGUGUUUCCGGAUAUAGCCCACAUUGCUGAAACAAUCUUCUCAGGAUAUAAAACACUCGUCAUCGCCGCACUAUCCUUUGCUGCUGCGAUCGCCACUGGCUACGCAUUCUUCUGGACAUGCGGGAUUCAAGUAUUUGUGGCCAUCUGUCGCAUCUUUCUCCUUGCUUUACGCGCUGUAACCUUCACUGUACUGAAGACACUACGACUGAUCGUCAUCGCCCUUUACCGACGUGUCUUCUCUCGAUCAACUGCCUCCAAGAACGGACACGUGAAGCAAUUAUGA